This is a messenger RNA of Nematocida major, 2055 nucleotides long. RefSeq lists its product as uncharacterized. The transcript has a single exon. NCBI's taxonomy places the organism in Eukaryota, Fungi, Microsporidia. Bases 1 to 2055 code for a protein of 684 amino acids. The record is from RefSeq and is a predicted model, not a curated record.
AUGAAAUGGCGUAUGACGCCCACUUCUAAACAAGAGAGCGCAAUCACAUCAUAUUCUGACCCCAUAUAUUGCCUAACGAGAAAGUUCGGUAUGGUCAAAAGCAGAAGUGAAGACUCUUCAGUCCUUGUAGAGAGCAUUGAGGAUGAAGAGCAAGAGUUCGCUUCAAGCUUGAAUGCAGCACAGACAAGCGAGGAGCCUGCACAUUCCUCCGUGCUUUUGCGCAUGAGAGAAGUCUGCGCUGAAUCUGCCCAGGCAGAGAUGGAAAAUUCAAUUGGAAUCCCCUGGGAGACAAGAAAGAAGAAAAAUACCUCCCCAGCCCCCAGGGAGAGCCAGGAGGCAGAAUUUGUCUCUUACAGCCUGCACGACAAAGAAGUCAUUCUUUCAGACGGGUACAUUUUCAGCCCGUUGCACAAAGAGUUGCACCGGCAGGGGAUUUCCUUCGGGCCUUUCUACACGGACUGCCUCAUAAACGAGAAAGUAGCUCUUUACACCGUGUACCCAGGGAGGCUGAGCCCAAGCGACGGGCGCCUGCUUUUUUUCGUAACGAUGUCAGGCCUUGUCGUUAAGGACAUAGAGAGGUACAGCGAAGACCCGCAUCUGGUUGGUGCAUCCACCGACGAGGAGGAAGUUGCUUUCCUGGCAGGGAAAAUUGAAGCCCUGCACCAGGCAAUGGCGGGGAUGCACCGGUACAUGGUUUACCUGGGGGUUGAAAUCCAGCCGCUCACCUUCCUGCGGGCAUUCAACUACCUGUUCAGACACUUCCAGCUCGUUGAGGCACGGCUGAAGGAAGUUGCGAGAAGGCAAAAGGCGUACCCAGCGAAUGCUGCACUGCAGGGAAUUGCCAUAGCAGGGAUAAAGGCCCAAGUUGACGAGGCUGCAAUUGCGCACGAAGACAGGCGAAAUCCGUCCAGGUGCUCGUCCGACUUUAUGCUCUACGGGCAGACAAUGCAGAGAAGCUCCUUCGUGGACAAAACAAUAUGCGCAGACUCUGGGGGAGACAAAGUGCCUGCGUACAUACAGGCCUGCCUCUUCUCCAUGGCGUGGGACUCUGAGAAGUUCUUCUCGAGCACCCUCCAGAAAAUCCACAGAGUCCGCGACCUGGACAACUUCUACCUCCCGCUGACUAUUUCCCUGGUGCUGCUCACGCACUUCUUCUUCUCUGCGCUGGGGUGCUUCUCCAACAGCUCGUCUCGCGUGAGGAUGGACGCAUUCGAGUACUACAUGCACAUGCUGUUCAACAUCACCGUUGGGAGCAUGAUUCUCGGGAAAAGUGCAAAACAGCUUUCUGAUGCACGCACCCACAAGAGGGAAAAUGCAUGUCUUUACAACCUCAUGAAAAACUCCAUGAACAGAAACAGGUACAUCCUCCAGAGUGCGCUCCUGGUGGGGAUGGCUGCACUCGCCGUUCUUGGGGGGGCUUCUGUCAUGGCCCUGGAAACAUUUGCGCUCGUCCCGUCCUCGGAAAGCCUCAUGAAGGCGAGGCACUACGCGAAGAUGGAGGGCAGCCUGAACGCUCUUUUCCUCCUUGCUUUCCGGGGAUUUUCAUCCUCCGUCCACAUUGCCGUGCUCUUCUUCCUCUUCAUGUCGAUGUUCAACCGGUCUUUUGUGAAGGAGGCAGUAAAGUACCGGUACGCGAAGGCAGCAGCUCUGCUUCUGACUGCGUACAUUCUGGUAGUCUGCACGGGCGCACUUCUAUACACGCCGAUGAAAGACGCAGAGUUCUUUGGGGUUAUAUACCGGUACCACAUAGGAAGCAUUCUGUACGCUGGAGGUCUUCUGUGCGCUCUCGUAUAUCACUCGUGCAUCUCCCUGGAUAAAACCAGAAAGGCAGUGCACCUCGUGCAGGACCAGGCCCUCUCAAAGUUCGCGUGGAGGUACGCAGUUGGGCUCGCCCUCGUUCUGGCCGUGUCUGGCCUCCUGUAUGCGCUCUACAUGCACUUCUACGUCUCGCAGGCGUAUCUUUCGAUCUUUCACGCCUCGAAGAACAAGCUGUACCGAAUAGGCCUGAGCCUUCCUGUGCACGGAAACUAUCUCCUGAAGGACACCAUGAAAUAA